Lepus europaeus (European hare) is the source of this 927-nucleotide messenger RNA. It is a transcript of the gene MRPS24, whose product is annotated as mitochondrial ribosomal protein S24. Gene Ontology annotation, cellular component: mitochondrion. The transcript has 4 exons. Lineage: Eukaryota; Metazoa; Chordata; Mammalia; Lagomorpha; Leporidae. Gene Ontology annotation, biological process: translation. The coding region runs from base 15 to 518 and encodes 167 amino acids. The record is from RefSeq and is a predicted model, not a curated record.
CCGCUCGGCCCAAGAUGGCGGUGGUGGCGUGCGGACUGGGGCUGGGGCCGCAGGUGCUGUCCCGGAGCCGGGAACUGCCUUACGUCUGGCGCGCUCUGCACACCUCGGCGGCCUGCGCCAAGAACCGGGCGGCCCGAGUCCGCGUGAGCAAGGGGGACAAGCCGGUGAGCUACGAGGAGGCGCACGCGCCGCACCACAUCGCGCACCGCAAGGGCUGGCUGUCGCUGCACACCGGGAACCUUCACGGGGAGGAGCAGGCCGCGGAGCGCACCGUGGAGGACUUCUUCCUGCGCAGGUUCAUGCAGGGCACCUUCCCCGGCUGCCUGGCCGACCAGCUGGUCCUGAAGCGCCGGGCCAACCAGGUGGAGAUCUGUGCCCUGGUCCUGCGGCAGCUGCCGCCGCACAAGUUCUACUUCCUCGUGGGCUACAGCGAGACGCUGCUGUCCCACUUCUACAAGUGUCCCGUGCGGCUGCACCUGCAGACUGUGCCCUCGAAGGUUGUGUAUAAGUACAUCUAGGCCACGGCCCGCACACGCUGAGCCUGCCACGGACAGGCACGGGGGUGGGGGUGCGGCAGAAUGAGGGGCACCGUGCCCCCCACCCCCGUCCUGACGGCUGUGGACAGAGGCCGGCGAGUGGGGUGCUGUGUGCACAGCGCUAAGCUGCCGUUUGUGACAUCUCGCCCGUGUCGGGGCCUGGUCCGGUGCUGGCCCUGCCGCGCAUCCUGGCUUUCCUGCUCACACACCGCUGGGCCGGCUCAGGCACUCGAGCUCUUGCCGCUCAUGGGAGACCUGGAUCGAGCUGCAGGCUGCUGGCCUCGGCUUGGGUCAGCCCUGGCUGUCGUGGCCAUUCGGGGAGUGACCAGCAGACGGAUGACCUCUUUGUUCGCCUCUGCCUUUUAAAUAAAUAAAUAAAGAUGGAAAAAUA